Molecule: messenger RNA, 1833 nt
Organism: Myripristis murdjan (pinecone soldierfish)
Lineage: Eukaryota; Metazoa; Chordata; Actinopteri; Holocentriformes; Holocentridae
Gene: ptges3b
Product: prostaglandin E synthase 3b (cytosolic)
Exons: 8
Coding region: 199-675 (158 amino acids)
Biological process (GO): telomerase holoenzyme complex assembly; chaperone-mediated protein complex assembly; prostaglandin biosynthetic process
Cellular component (GO): nucleus; cytosol
Molecular function (GO): Hsp90 protein binding; prostaglandin-E synthase activity; protein-folding chaperone binding
Source: RefSeq, a predicted model, not a curated record
GAAAGCUCUAGAAACGUCUAGUGCGCGCUAACUGCGUCAGUCACGUCAUUCUCAUCGAGUGAUACGCAGGAAGAUCCGGAGUCCAGUCCACAGUCUGGAGCCGCUGCAUUGAUUGUAUUGGGCAUUUCUCAGUCUGCUGUCAUAAGCAAACCUGUAAGACGGGUGCUAUCUGUGAAGAGGAAGACCGGUUAAACAGACAUGCAUCCAGCAACUGCCAAGUGGUACGAUAGGAGAGACUCCGUUUUCAUUGAGUUCUGUGUAGCAGACAGCAAGGAUGUUAAGGUCAAUUUUGAUAAAACAAAGUUUGGUUUCAGUUGUCUUGGAGGAACCGACAAUGUCAAACACGAGAAUGAAAUAGACCUUUUUGAAGCCAUUGAUCAAAAUGAAUCCAAACAUAAACGCACAGAUCGCUCAGUGUUGUGCUGUUUACGAAAAGCAGAGCCAGGGAAGGCAUGGCCUAGGCUAACAAAAGAGAAGGCUAAGUUGACUUGGCUCAGUGUUGACUUCAACAAUUGGAAAGACUGGGAAGAUGACUCGGACGAUGAGUUUGGCCAGUACGACCAAUUCUCAGACAUGAUGAACAACAUGGGAGGUGACGAUGACCUACCUGGCCUAGAUGGUGCUGAUGAUGAUGAGUCUGAUAGUGAUGAUGAGAAAAUGCCGACUUUGGAAUAGAAGACUGUAAAACCCUAGAAAGAGAAAUGCAAGAACAGAAGGCAGGAGGAAUCAGUGGUGGGGAAAAAAAACUGUAUAUCUUGAAAUUGAAGGCAGUGACAAAAAAACUGUACAUAUAAGUCAGUAGCCAUAUUUAAAUCCAUAGCCUCAGCUCCAAAACUCGUUACCAAUCAGUCCACUGAAGGUUGAUAUGCAUAGUAUUGUACAGAGCAGCUAUCUCCACUUCCAUUUGCAGUACUGCACCUUUUGGGUAUCCUGUUUUACUGUUAAUUAUUACAACUAAGCACACAUUAUUUGUUUGAAAAGCUGUAUAGUUGUCCUCAACUGAGCAAUACAUGUUAAAGAGAUUUACAAAUUAUUUGCAAAUGAAUUGUGGUUUAAAAGAAUUGUCUUACGCCCACCCAUUCCCAAUGUUGUGUUGUUUUUUGUUUUUUUUUAAGUUAGUUGAUUGAUGUAGUUUAUCUUUAAAGACUAUGAUUUAAGAAGACACUAGCUUUGUACCUCAGAGGAUUAGAUGCAUUUACUGAUUGGGUUCCUCUAAUGCCUUCCAUGUGGCGUGUAUUAGAUAUCCAGGAAACCAUUACGUGUUUCUGUAGCUUAGCCUUCCAGCUUAUGUAUUUCCCUUAACGUCUUCACCUGUCCGUCUACGUUGGUAAAACUGCAAUAUUCUGGAAUUCACGCAGAAAGUACAUACCGCUUCUUCUCGGUUCUCUUUUUAACGCUCCUUAUCAUGAGUUGAUCAAGUUCCCUAUGGUUCAGUAUCUUUACAGUGGUUUUCUCCAAAUCCAUUUAACACUCUCACUCAUCCAACUGCAGAACGAAAGUAACAUUUUUCAGACAAUUAAGAGGCUUGAAGCUUAGUUGGGCCUCAACAGCAUCCGGUUGGUUUGUUGCUACCCUCAAGGUUCACUCAGUUUGUUCAUGUAGAAUAGAUCCUCUCUUGUUGGAAAGAGAGUGUCGGGGUGAUAUGGCAGCGUGUAAUGACCAAAUUAUAUUUGCACUGUCAAUAAAAUGUAAGGGGAGACAAGUAUGAGUAUAGUUGUUGUGUAUUUCAACCUGACUGCGUAUCACAGACUGAAGAACUUCAAAUGUUGAAUUACAGUGAAAAUUCUUUUUUUAUUGUCUACAUCUUUCUAAUAAACUGUUUAAGACUCAUUA